CACAUAAUAGUGUCGUAUGUGGUAAUGAGUGGACAGUGAUUAAUGAAGAGGAAAUUCCAAAUACAACCCCAAAUAAUGAGGUUCAAGCCAUAUUUCAAACUACAAAUGAACUUUUAACUGAACACAUUGAAACCCAGCCAAUCUCAACGAUCCUACAAACCCGGGAAGCUGAACCUGAAGACAAAACUCAGGGUUAUGUUGAUGUCAUUCCUAAAGAAUGUACUUCUAAAGAAGUUCACAGUGAAGAAAAUCAUAAACCUUCGACAUCAAAACAGUGUGUUAGUGAAUUUUCACAAAAUACCAACAAAAGCAGGGAAUGUGUGCCUAAAAAACUUAAUUUGCCAACGACAUCAGCUCAGUCUAACCAAGAAAAUGUUCGACCCAAACGAAAGUGUAAAACCGAUAACGAAGCUACUGGAGAUCUUUUUUCAGAUGACCCUAACAGUGAAAAUGAUUAUGACGUGGAUGAUUCUGACGAGGAUCCAAAUUACGAGCCAAAAAAUGACCUUAAUUUCCCUAAAAAACAAACAAUAUCCAACAAAAUAUUUAACAUACCUAGAAGAAACAAAGUUGUUGUAAAUACUAAAGAAAAGGAGCCUGAGAUCUUUGAAGAAAAUGAUAAUGUUUUUGAAUUCUUGGAACAAAAUAACACUGAUCUCCAAAAGAAAAAAGGAAAGAAAAGGUCACUAAACAAAGACAACUGGUUGAAAUGUAAAGCAAAAAAGCUGAGAAAUUCUGGAGAGGAAUAUAAAUCAUCAUCUAAGUCCAGAAAACUAAUUGAGAAAAAGGAAAUAAAACCACCAUGCAAUGAUAGAUGUAGAAUCCAGUGUAAAACCAAAAUAAACCCUGAUGAACGUCAAACAAUUUUCAAAAACUAUUGGGCACUUGGUGACCUUUCCCGCCAAAGAGAUUUCAUAGCAUCACAUAUUCAGAACAUACAACCAACUUACCAGUACAAGAGAGAGGGAAAUAAGAGAAAACCAAACCAAGCCUUUUAUUUUGAUGUUGCUGAUAAGCGAGUUCGUGUAUGCAAAGAUUUUUUCAGAAACACCCUAGGGAUCAAUGACAGACCAAUUAGAACCGUUAUUGAUAAGAAAGACGCCUCAAGUGGCUUUGUUGCUGGUGAUCUGAGGGGUAAACAUGAUAAGCAUCAAACUGAUCAAGACAAGUUAAUAAAUGAAGGCAUCAGGCGUCAUAUAGAAUCUAUUCCUAAAAUUGAGAGCCACUAUCUACGGGCAAACACAACCAGAGAAUUCAUAGAAGGUGGUAAAACAAUUAGUGAUUUACAUCGUGAUUAUGUUGAACAUUGUAAAAGCUUGCAAAAACCUCAUGGAAAUUAUAAAAAGUAUUACGAUAUAUUCACCAAAGAGUAUAAUAUUUCUUUUUUUGUUCCAAAAAAAGACCUUUGUGAGCUGUGCCAUGCAUAUGAGACAGCUGAAGGUGAGAGAAAGACCAGUUUGCAAGAGGAAUAUGAAAAGCAUAUUAUGGAAAAAGAUCUAUCUCGAUUGAAAAAAAAUUCUGACAAAGACUCAGUGAGUGUCAACACCAUUGUUGCCUGUUAUGACCUUCAAGCUGUAUUACAGUGUCCAAAGGGGGAAGUGUCCCUAAUGUAUUAUAAAUCUAAAUUAAAUAUGCUAAACCUGACUGUCUGUGAGCUGAAAAAUGAUGCCGUAUUCUGCUAUACUUGGCAUGAAGGCGAAGGAGCCAGAGGCUCGUGCGAAAUUGGAACAUGCAUUUACAAAUACCUCAGUGAAAAAGUUAAAAAUUGCGAAAACGAUAUUGAAAUUAUAUUUUACUCUGAUAAUUGCAGCGGCCAACAGAAAAACAAGUAUUUGUUUUCUAUGUACUUAUAUGCAGUGGACAAACUGCCAAUUAAGUCUAUAACUCACAAUUUCCUAAUAAAAGGGCAUAGUCAAAACGAGGGGGACAAUGUACAUGCAAUGAUUGAGAAGCAGAUUAAGAAAUGUCUGAAGUCUGGACCAAUUUACCACCCGGCUCAAUACAUUUCAUUGAUCAAAACUGCAAAAAAAACUGGGAAUCCGUAUAAAGUCAAUGAACUAAGUCAUGAAGAUUUCUUGGAUUUUAAAGACCUAUGGGCAAACAUUGGAUGUAACUCUACAGUUAAUGUGUCAGGAUGUACUGUUGCAAUGAAUGACAUCAAAAUAAUUAAAGUUGAGAAAGAUUCUCCCUUUAAAAUCAAGUACAAGACAACUUAUGAUGACACAGUUGACUUUCAAGAAAUUUUCAUCCAGCAGAUUGAUAUUGAAGAAAACGAGGAUUUAUUCGGAGACAACAAGAAGAGUCACACUAAGAAGAAAACCAGAAGUUCAAAGAAGAAACAACAGGUUUUUCCUGUGCAUUGUUCAGAUGUUGCUUUAAAAAAAUUAUACGAGCAAAGACUGGGAAUUUCAGUUAACAAGAAAAAAGACUUACAAUACUUACUUGAAAAACAUGUUAUUCCAAGUUGCUAUGCACCAUUUUAUAACUCACUUUAAAUUUUUGCAGUAACGUUUGUGUUUAGCAACAAUGUUAUGUUUGUGUUAAUGAUUUUUAUUUCCAUUAGAAAAUACUUCUUUAAAUAUUAAAAAGUGCUGCAUUAGUUACUUUAUAUAAGACCAAACUAUUGGUAGUAACUAGUGGUAGUAAAUGAAUGUAUUUUGUUAUUAAUAUUUGAAAACACUAUUUUUCUAAACAUCUAAA
Messenger RNA from Homalodisca vitripennis (glassy-winged sharpshooter), 2700 nucleotides. RefSeq lists its product as uncharacterized. The record is from RefSeq and is a predicted model, not a curated record. NCBI's taxonomy places the organism in Eukaryota, Metazoa, Arthropoda, Insecta, Hemiptera, Cicadellidae. The coding region runs from base 1485 to 2495 and encodes 336 amino acids. The transcript has 2 exons.